GUAGCGCGCGUGCGGCGUCUAAAGGCGCUUUAUAAUCAAUUCCUCAUGCACACUUUUAUAAUUUUAUAUCAUCAGAGUCUUAUCAGUUUAAUAAGGUUUACAAUGCGUGGUUCACAGGAAAUGUAGGGAUAAUAACAAUAAUAACCAUAAUAAUCAUAGUAAUUAUUAUAAUAACAAUAAUAACAACAACCGCUGAUUGGAGAAAGUGAGUCUUGUGAGAAGUCCGGGCCUUUCACUCAGCCCAGGGUGGUGUAGCAGGUCAGAGCUUUGUGUCUGGGACUGAUCGCAUCUGGAUGUUCUCCUCUGAAACAGUUCUUUUAAGCUGCACACUUGACCACAUUCUACAAGGAUUUUUACCCCCCGCUGCAUCUUUUACAAGAGACGUGGAAACUGUUGUAGGCCUGUUCUGGCCAGAGAGAUCCAGAUGUGAGCAUUGUUCUGGAACCUUUGAUUCUCUCUUCAGCCAUGCAUUUGGAGGUGAAAGUUGCACUGAACUUCAUAGUAUCCUACUUGUACAACAAGCUCCCGCGGCGAAGGGCAGACCUGUUUGGAGAGGAGCUGGAACGGAUCCUGGUGUCCCGUUUCGAAGGUCACUGGUACCCGGAGGCUCCGUUACGUGGUUCUGCCUUCCGCUGCCUUCAUCUCGGAGUCCCUGGGGACCCUGUGGUGGACUUGGCAGCCAGAAGGAGUGGGUUGGACAUGGAGGAAGUCCGUGCCAACGUUCCUCCAGAGCUCAGCAUCUGGAUUGACCCUUAUGAAGUGUCUUAUCAGAUUGGUGAGAAAGGGGCUGUGAAAGUUCUCUACAUGGAGGACCCACCAGGUUUGGGGGGUGAAGCUGAAAUAUCAGAAUGCUUAGGAGGGCUUUGUAAAGGAGAUAUGGAGCUGGAAGAUGGUAAGAAUUUGGGCUUCAACCCAGACGCUCAGGUCUUUGUGCCCAUUGGCAGGCAGGCAUCACCAGUCAUGCUUCCAUCGCUCUCUAAUUCACCCACACCGCUCUGUCAAGGUCUGUUCAGCUACGCAGGCUCCAGUACUCCAACGGAUCCCACUGUGCACUCAAACACCACCUCUCCAUCACCACCCAGUAUAGGGAUGCCCUACCCUCAUCCAGCUGCCCAACCCAGCUCCCGUCCUGCACUGCAACAAAUGACCUUCACCACAGCCAGCUUUGCUGCUACCAAGUUUGGCUCCACCAAGAUGAAGAAAUGCAUGGCAUCUGGGGUGGUGGGUGGAUCUGGCAGUGUCGGCGCUCCUCAACAGCGAAUGCUGAGCUGCUCCCCUACUGCAAUGUCUUCCAUUUCACCACCUGGACUGGUGAAGCACAAGGCCCUGUCUCUCUCCAUGCACUCCUUGGCUGGUCCAGUCUCUAGCCAGCUCUCGCCAAAUGCCAAAGAGUUUGUCUACCCUGCCUCCCAGGGGCCUCUUUGUUUUGAAGCUGAGGCUCCACACCUAACCCAUGCUGGUCCAUUCCAAGCACCGCUUCCAGGCCCUGCUCACCCACAUACCACCUUUGAGCCAUUCUCUAGCCCACCACCAGGUCAUGCUAUGGGUGUUGUGAGUGGUGGCAGUGGAAUUUCCUUCAUGGAGGGUCUGGGGGGCUACAACCUGCAGUACUCCAGCCAAGCUUUCCAACCAGUAGUAUUGGCCAACUAGGUGUUCAAAAAAAAGCUUGAUGUCUUUUGGGAUUUAAAAAAAAAAAUUUCACCAGUUGUUCCUAAUACAUAAAGUUAAGAUGGUGUUAUGACCACUAAAACCACUUCUGAUUUGAUUUUUUUUUUUCCUUCAUAGAUUUUUGUUUGUAUUCAAAGGUAAUUCUUUUCCUUUCUCCCAAGCCAAUGGGGAAAUAACCAGCCUCCUGCCGCACAGAUGUUUUGCAUUGAAUGCUAAUUUGAUCUGGGUGUUCCUCACCAAGGUAUCGUUCUCUGUAGCCUGGCUGAGCAGCAUGAGCUUGAUCCAACACUGCUCUUUCAUGCUGUGAAGAGCUUCAUGCUUAAAUUUAAUCAUGUUGCGAGCAAAUUUUGUUGGAAGGUUCAGGAUAGCGGAGAGGUUGGGACUUUUCUAUAUGCUGUCUAGUUGAGCCUCACUGUGGGGUUUUUUUUUUGUGUGCCAAUGUAGGCAACACAUCUUGAACUGUUAUUUUCUUUUUAUUUUCUGUGGUUUGAGUAUAUAGUCGGGACAUGGUGCAUGCUGGGUAUCGGGCCUAGUCAAAUGGGGUAGUGCUUUAACGCACAAAGACUGCUUUUUUUUUUUUUUUUUUUAUUCAAAAGCCAUAAAUAUGGUUCGGGGGGGGGAGUAGACUAGUUGAAGGCAGUGGCAAGAUGACUGUUAAUGUGGUAGUGUUUGUCUCCUGUAGGAAUACCAAGCCAGUGGUGCGUGAAGGUAAGGGGUCAGGACUUUGGUGGAUGGGACAUAGUAUAGCAGAAAGGCUCAUGAUAAAUGAUAGGGCUUUGGCGAGGAUGGAAUGAUGGGGAAUGUGUGUAUGGGCAGCUAUAACCUUUUGGCAGUAGCUUGAUACAUGGCACUUGGAUUGCUGAGCUUGGUGUCCUUCAGAGUUGGAGUCUGGUUUGGGACUACGAAUGUGAAUCUAAUUUCUAGCCAAGUGGGUGUUGAGCAGUUAGAUGCUGUGAUUCUUCAUUAUCUUCAUGCUCAAAGGUUUAGACAUUUUGCAUAUUAGACAAAGAUCCUGUAACGUCUUAAGACGUUACCAAGUUUACCAAGUCCAUUGAUCUACAAUCACUUUCAAUCAUGGAGAUGGUUGAUAAAAUCUGGCUCGACUGAAAGCAUCCUAAGCUUUCUUGAUCGAUACCUGCUUAACCUGUAACUACGAAACCAUCCUUGCACUGUUCCCCAUUCCAAUGUUGGUCCAUUUCAUGACCACCAUUUUGAGUGGAUUAGUUUCUUUUUGGUGGUAAGGGCCCAGAGGUUUGUCGUCAUGGCUGGCUGAAACUGGAUGUAUUUUUUUUUACAUUCGUUUGUAAUUUAUUUAAAAUUUUUCUAUUUUUUCUGUGCAUUUUUUUCCAAGAGAAUCUAAAGGCAUUUGUAAAAGAUAUUAUAUACAGUAUAUACUAUGACGUGUGUAUAUAUUUCUUAUGUUAAGAUAUCCUUUAUUUAGUUUCUUAUGUGCUGAGGUUAUUUUUCCAGAAAUAACUAAUAUAUAUAUAAUAUGCAAGUUGAAACUAAUAAAGUGUUGAACAAA
This is a messenger RNA of Neoarius graeffei (lesser salmon catfish), 3193 nucleotides long. RefSeq names its product protein Tob2. Gene Ontology annotation, cellular component: nucleus; cytoplasm. The record is from RefSeq and is a predicted model, not a curated record. Gene Ontology annotation, molecular function: transcription corepressor activity. The transcript has 2 exons. Gene Ontology annotation, biological process: regulation of gene expression. NCBI's taxonomy places the organism in Eukaryota, Metazoa, Chordata, Actinopteri, Siluriformes, Ariidae. Bases 466 to 1650 code for a protein of 394 amino acids.